Molecule: messenger RNA, 1050 nt
Organism: Cuscuta europaea
Lineage: Eukaryota; Viridiplantae; Streptophyta; Magnoliopsida; Solanales; Convolvulaceae
Source: the annotation of a GenBank genome assembly
CUUUUGAUCCGGUCCAAUUAGAAAAUCACAGAUCUGGACCGAUCGUGUUCCAGAUCUACCGUUUCUCUCCGCUGCUAAUCUCCCAGACGGUCGUACGCUAGAUUGCUCUCUGUUUCCUGCUCCUCUUCCCCUUAGGUCGGACGCAGUCUACACCACGCCGUUCGUCUGAUACCCCGAGAUUUUGCAGUCAUGGUACUAAUAGCGUGUGAUCAAUCUAUUGGGGUAUCAUCUCCUUUGACUAAGAUUGCAACAUUGGCUACUGUAACUGGAUUUACACUCACAUCUAAGUUGGAACCAGCGCCAGCUAAAACUCGUAUUUCAGUAGUGCUGAUAAAUAACAACCAUCAUCAGGAGCCCAAGAAUCGGAACCAGUUGAAGUUUCCCCUGAAAAUGAACUCUUCUGGUUGUAAAAAAAUUCACCUGUCAACAAAGCAUCAACCUUUUGGUGCAAUAAGGUCUACCAAACAAUUUGAUAGACCACAAUCCUCCUCUUUCAUCUGUGCAGCCGCAUCUGGUUCAACUUGUUCAAGUGCACAAACUCUUCCCCGCGCCGAAAACCACAAGACAAUAAAUGCUGCUCCUCAAUUCGAUAAGGGAGUUCCGUCCACUCCAAGACUUGAUGACAGCGGUCCCAGCAUUCCACCACGGCAUGGCGGAGGUGGCGGAGGGGGAGGGGGCGGAGGAGACACGUCGGGCGGAUUCUUUUUAUUUGGGUUUCUUCUUCUCCUAUCACACCUAAAAGAUGAGGAGGAAAAAUUGAUAGAGAGGAAGAAAGGCAGAGAGGAGGUUCAAAGGGAAGGUUAUUAGGUGCAGGUCAAUGAAGUUUUGAACUAAUAAUAGGAUUAAAGCUUAGAGUUUAAGUAGAGCCUAUCAUAUUACAUCAAUUCAUUACUGCAAAGUGAAUGUAGAGUCCAACAGUGUAGUCUUGUAAAACAUAAAUAAUUAAUAAAACAUUCUUGGUUCAUGUUCAAAUGACUGCAUACAAUUUUUAAUAACUGUUCAUCCAUCUGGUAUGUUCAAAACUGCAAAAGGGUUUGAUAUAGGUUACUG